This is a messenger RNA of Filobasidium floriforme, 1188 nucleotides long. RefSeq lists its product as uncharacterized. The transcript has 6 exons. Bases 58 to 969 code for a protein of 303 amino acids. The record is from RefSeq and is a predicted model, not a curated record. Gene Ontology annotation, molecular function: protein binding. Lineage: Eukaryota; Fungi; Basidiomycota; Tremellomycetes; Filobasidiales; Filobasidiaceae.
CUCAUCCAUCACCAUCUACAUUUCAAAACAGAUAAACUAACACACAUAUCCUCGACCAUGUCCGCCCUCCCACCUUCCUACGAUACGGCCAUCCAUCAACCCGGCCAGCACGACCAACAACAACCACCCGCCCAUGGCCAGCAACACCACCAUCAGCACGUCGCGGCUUUCGAGGAAGAUUGGUCCAGUUCCUCCGACGAGUCCGAUUCCGGGCACGCUCGGGUCCCCGGGACAAAGACCAAGCGUCGUCAGCCUACCAAGGAGGAGAUCGAGGAGAGGAUGAGUAUCGAUGAUGAGGAGAGGGAGUUGCCAGAGGGUUGGACGAGGUGUUUCGACAAGGAGUCGGGCCACGCAUUCUACGUAGACACCCGCUCCAAACCCCCCCGCUCGAUCUGGCAGCACCCCUACGACGACCCCACCUACCUCCAAUCACUCCCCGACACGCACCCUGCCAACCCAAACUCUACCGAAGCCAAGCAAGCUAAAGCCAAGUAUGACGAGAUGAUGGACAAGGCCCGGAAGGAAAGGGAGAUGAAGCAGCAGGAGAAGAGGAGCGCAGGAGGAAAGUUGAAGGAUAAGUUGUUGGGGAGUACGAAGGCGGAGAGGGAGGAGAAGAGGAGGAGGAAGGCGGCGCUGAGGGCCAAGCAGGAGGAGGAAGAGAGGAAAGCCCGCCAGAAAUACCUGGAACGACGAGCCGCCUUGAUGAAACAACAAGGACUCGGUGGGGAUUCUUAUCUUUAUGCGAGAGACCCCUACGCGUACUCCCGCCCCUCCUACCCUUACUCUCGAUACGGCGGAGGUUACGGAGGCGGGAUGUACGGAGGGAGCAUGUACGGCCCUCGGUACGGGUACGGUGGAGGGGUAGGGAUGCCGUUGGGAGGCGGGUACGGGUAUGGGAGGAUGGGUGGCGGCAUGGGAAUGGGACUGCCGUUGCUCGGAGGAAUGUUACUCGGGGGCGCCUUGUUCUAGGCUCCUCGUCUCAUCAAGCCUGACAACCCGUCAUGUCGAUAUCGGAAGUUGAACUCGAACCCGUUGAGAUCCGCGACCGGGUCGUAUGUCGGGAAACGCUUUAAUAUGCUCCUAAAAAAAUCGGAACUGUGAAAAGAAGAACAAAAUGUGGAUGUAGUGAUUUAUGAGAUGUACAGUACAGUGUAUCAGCCCGGCUUAUGGAACGUAAUAAGACAGAAA